UCCGCAGUCUCUAGUCAUCCCCUGUACUGUCCGCAGUCUCUGGUCAUCCUCUGUACUGUGCCCGCAGCCUCUGGUCAUCCCCUGUACUGUGUUCGCAGUCUCUGGUCAUCUCCUGUACUCUGUCCGCAGUCUCUGGUCAUCCCCUGUACUGUGUCCCCGCAGUCUCUGGUCAUCCCCUGUACUGUGUCCGCAGUCUCUGGUCAUCCCCUGUACUGUGUCCGCAGUCUCUGGUCAUCCCCUGUACUGUGUCCGCAGUCUCUGGUCAUCCCCUGUACUGUGUGUGUUCCCCGCAGUCUCUGGUCAUCUCCUGUACUGUGUCCGCAGUCUCUGGUCAUCUCCUGUACUAUGUCUGCAGUC
Staurois parvus is the source of this 357-nucleotide messenger RNA. The record is from the annotation of a GenBank genome assembly. Lineage: Eukaryota; Metazoa; Chordata; Amphibia; Anura; Ranidae.